CUCACCGCAGGGUGACCCUAUGUAUAUAUAUGUAUAUAUACUGUCAAGUAUUGGGCAUUAUCAAUGCAUUAUAAUUUCAAAACAAAACUUGUCCAGAAAAUGAACACAAACGGAGGUUUUAGUUGUUGAUUUCAUUUGGAGUGAUGCUGUCGUCUCCACAGAUUUUCCGGCGCUUCUGCUGCCUGAGCGCCGCAGCUUCUUCGCCUUCGUUGGUUGCUCCUCUUUCCCAGGCCCUCACUACGCAAAAGAAGCGUCUCAUUUUCUUGGGCUCUCCUCAGGUUUCCACUUGUGUUCUUGAUGCCCUUUUCAAUGCUUCAUCCGCCCCAGAUUCUUUGUUUGAGGUAGCAGCCAUUGUGACCCAACCGCCUUCUGGAAGAGAAAGGGGUAGAAAAUUGAUGCCUUCUCCAGUUGCACAAUAUGCUCUGGACAACGGGCACCCGUCUGAUUUGAUCUUCUCACCAAUCAAAGCUGGUGAGGAAUCAUUUCUUUCCGCAUUGAAAGCUCUGGAACCUGAACUUUGCAUCACGGCUGCAUAUGGGAAUAUAUUGCCGUCAAAGUUCCUUAAAAUUCCAUCUAUGGAUUUUAGGUGCAAUUUUGUAGGGACAGUCAACAUACAUCCCAGUUUGCUUCCUCUAUAUCGUGGGGCUGCACCUGUUCAGAGAGCGGUACAGGAUGGUGUGAGAGAAACUGGAGUUUCAGUAGCAUAUACGGUCCGCCAACUGGAUGCAGGUCCAGUUAUUGCUUGUGAAAAGGUGGAAAUUGAUGACCAGAUAAAGGCACCGGAGUUACUUGAGUUGCUAUUUCAGAAAGGGUCCAGACUUCUGGUCCAUGAGCUUCCGUCAAUAUUAGAUGGUUCUGGCCAAACUAAAGCGGUUCCACAAGACGAAUCUCGAGCUUCAUUAGCCCCAAAAAUAACACCAGAUGAGUCAUGGCUCUCAUUUGAUGAAAAUGCUAGAACCCUUCACAACAAGGUACGUGCAUUUUCAGGUUGGCCAGGAACCCGAGCAAAAGUUUCAGUAAUUGAUUCGAAAAGUGGUCAGCACAACAUUUUGGAACUUAAAAUUAUCACUACAAGAGUUUAUGUGAAGAGUGAAAUUCAAAGUGGUGAAAUGAAUGAUGUGUUCUUUGAGAGGGGUUCAUUGGUAUUCCCAUGUGGUGGGGGUACAGCACUUGAGGUACUGGAGCUGCAACUUCCUGGUAAAAAAGUCGUAAAUGCCACCGCAUUUUGGAAUGGCUUGAGAGGCCAAAGAUUAAAGAAGUUUUCAUCUCUUUCAAGUGCAUGAUCAUGCAAAAAAAGAACAGUAUUUACGAAUUACGAACGGUUUCUAUUCAAGAAGACUGUCCACAGAUCAGUGUAGAAAGGUUGAUAUAUUGGCACCUAACAAGCAACAAGUAAAUCUUGGAAUGCUCUAUUGUUAGUUGAUGUUGGUUUGUAGGAGAAGAA
Striga asiatica is the source of this 1444-nucleotide messenger RNA. NCBI's taxonomy places the organism in Eukaryota, Viridiplantae, Streptophyta, Magnoliopsida, Lamiales, Orobanchaceae. The record is from the annotation of a GenBank genome assembly.